This is a messenger RNA of Metopolophium dirhodum (rose-grain aphid), 2505 nucleotides long. Its product is annotated as complex I assembly factor ACAD9, mitochondrial-like. Gene Ontology annotation, molecular function: flavin adenine dinucleotide binding; oxidoreductase activity, acting on the CH-CH group of donors. Bases 161 to 1792 code for a protein of 543 amino acids. The transcript has 3 exons. The record is from RefSeq and is a predicted model, not a curated record. Lineage: Eukaryota; Metazoa; Arthropoda; Insecta; Hemiptera; Aphididae.
UAAGUUUUUUUAAAAAAUUAUAAAAAAUUUACGUAAAUGGUAAAUGCCUUUAAUAUUUUUAUAAUAAUAUAAUUUUUUGAAAUUGUAAUCGUGUAUUGAUAUAAAGUUCACUUAAGUAUUAUAAUGUUAUAUAGUUAUAAGUCCAUUUGAAAAAAAAACUAUGUGGAGUGUUAUAAAUCGCCGUGUAUUCCUUAGGAAACUUAUUGCUCGUUGCUCGUCCACAAACGGUUCAUACGGACUAGAUAAAAUAAAACCAUUGCCCGUUCCAGAUAUAGUGAGGAAACCACGUCGCUUACCGUUUUUGAAAUCAAUAUACGCCGGUCAGUAUGAUAUCGAAGUCCUUACAUAUCCAGAAACACUUAAUCUGGAGAGGUUUAAAGACCUGGAAUCCCGAGUGCAACAAGUCCAGCACAAUUGUACGAAAAUCGACACUGUCCGUCAACUAGGACUGUUUGGCAUGAGUGCUCCAUACCCAAGUUCAGGCCUCAACUUAUCUGACACCGAAAUAGCACGUGUAUUUGAACACUUUGAUUCCAACACAUUUAAGUCCGUAUUUGAUCACACGCUGUGUGUUGACAUAAUCAAAACUUUUGGUACGCCUAGUCAAAAAUCAAAAUAUUUACCAUUGCUCGCAUCGGGUGCUGUAUGCACAUUACACGUCGAUACUGUAACAAGUACACUACUGCCCAAUGAGAGCUGGGAACUCACAGGCUCUGUGAAAAAUUCUGCUGAUGUUUUCUUGUUAUUUGUCAUUGGAAGUAAAGCCUACAUAGUUGAAAAGGAUAAAACUUUUGUCAACGGGGAAAAUUUAGAAUUGAGACAGGUAGUUGUUGCUCCAGAUGAUAUCAUAGAGAAUGUUAAUUUAACAAAAAUAAUGCACAGAGGUAAAUUAUACACGUGUUCUUUAUUAACUACGUCGUUGAAGAGAGUUGUUCAAGCAACUGUUCAGAAUUUAAUACCAAAAACUAGGUUAAAUCUAAAAUUGAGAGAAUGUGAUUCUGUUCUGAAGAUAAUAUCGAAAUCGUUAAUAAACAUUUAUACACUUGAAAGUAUGAUAUAUCUGACCACGUGGAUGACUGAUGGAUUUGAUGAUCCAGACAUCGAGCUAGAGUCGGCUUCCAUACAGCUAUUUGCUCGUCAAACAGUUGACAGUAUAUUGAUAGAUUUAAAAAUGGUAAAUGGAAGAAGUUCUAUAAAUCAAAAGUUUUCGAAUUUAUGCAAUGAGGUGGAAGAGUUAGUAGAGAGUUUGGAAGGAAGUAUGAAACUAGCUAAUUAUAUUAGUAGUCAAGGUGUGGAGUUUUUCAAUAAAUCUGAUUAUGAAGAAAAUGUUUCAUUUCUGACUACAGCUUAUAGAAAUAUAAUGAUGAAAAGAAAUGAGCCGAGUUUAAAAUAUGGCCUUCAACAAUUCCUACAUCCCGCUCUCAAGCAUGCCGCAAAUUUUCUUGAGUAUGAUGUAUUGAAAUUUCAAUUUAUAAUUAACCAAUGCCAUGCUGCCGGUCAACUGACUACCGAUAAUCAAAUGCUUAUGGAAAGGUUGUCAACAGUAAUUGUAUACAUUUAUGCCAUGACAGCAGUUCUUGGUAGAACAUCUAGAUCAUAUUGUACUGGAAUCCGGUUUUGUGAUUAUGAAAUGAAUACUGGAGAAACAGUGGUUAGAGAGUCAUGUACUUUACUUAAACCAAUCCUAGAAGAAUUGAUGAGUGGUAAAUAUGUUGCAACAGAUUCAGUCUACGAAUCAUUUGCGGACCAAUUAUUAUUUAAUAAUAUAAAUAGAGGACAAACAGAGACGUGAAAUGUAUAAUUUAUACUUGAUAACAUUUUUAUUUUUGUCAAAUAAUGUAUCAUAGAAAUAUAUUUCAAAUUCAAUUGUGUAUACCUAAUUUAAAUAAAAUAUUUUUAGUUUUAGUUAUAUAAUAACAUAAUAAAUGUAGUCAUCUACAUUGAAAGACCUAAUUUUGAAAAAUGAUCUUUAGAAGCAUAAUAUUAUGUUGUGUGGAAAUUGAAUAUAUUCUGACACCUAAACAGGUAUAUAUUAUGUUUUAUUAUACAUUGUUAUUUCUGAGUAUUUAUAAAAAAUAUUUUGUAUUAUUUAAUUUCAUUAUGGUACUUAUAUAAGUAGCAUGACUAUUUAUCAAAUUUCUAUUGCAAAUAUUACUAUAUUUGUUAAAUAGUUCUGUUACCCCUUGUAUAAUAUCACAUAGUUUGUUUUGAAUUAACCAGUGCCAAUAUUUUAUAACAAAUUGCAAUACCACAUUUUGAAAUUUUCUUCUCAACCUCUAUCAAGUGAAAACAAAUUUUCUCUUAUUGGUAUUAAAUGAAAGCUACACCCAUACAUAUACGUCCAAAAUGUUAACACUCCAAAUUAUUUAAUCUAAAUCAAGUUAGUACCAAGUUUUUUCAAAAUAUUUGCAGUCCCCAAAAAAAAAUUUAAACUACAUUUUUACUGUUUUUAUAUUAUAAAAAUCUUAAAAAAAACAAUAAAUUUUUUUUUUUACAAAGGUUAUC